Molecule: messenger RNA, 1464 nt
Organism: Mesocricetus auratus (golden hamster)
Lineage: Eukaryota; Metazoa; Chordata; Mammalia; Rodentia; Cricetidae
Gene: Clns1a
Product: chloride nucleotide-sensitive channel 1A
Exons: 7
Coding region: 118-828 (236 amino acids)
Biological process (GO): mRNA cis splicing, via spliceosome; chloride transport; spliceosomal snRNP assembly
Cellular component (GO): pICln-Sm protein complex; methylosome; cytosol
Source: RefSeq, a predicted model, not a curated record
CUCGCCGGACCCAGCCGGGGGAGGAAGUUGUUCUUCCGGGAUAGCGCUACUGCUUCCGGGCCCUGGGCUUGUGUUGCUCGGCGUCUAGGAUCGUGCGGAGCUAAGAUUUCACCCGCAAUGAGCUUCCUCAAAAGCUUCCCGCCGCCUGCCGCGGAAGACGGGCUCCGGCUGCAGCAGCCUGACACCGAGGCUGUGCUGAACGGGAAGGGUCUCGGCUCCGGGACCCUUUACAUUGCGGAGAGCCGCCUGUCUUGGUUAGAUGGUUCUGGAUUAGGAUUCUCACUGGAAUACCCCACGAUUAGUUUACAUGCGGUCUCCAGGGACCCAAAUGCUUAUCCUCGAGAGCAUUUAUAUGUUAUGGUGAAUGCCAAAUUUGGAGAAGAAUCAAAAGAAUCUCUUUCUGAUGAAGAUGAGGAAGACGGUGAUGAUGUUGAACCCAUUACUGAAUUUAGAUUUGUGCCCAGUGAUAAGUCAGCAUUGGAGGCAAUGUUCACUGCAAUGUGUGAAUGCCAGGCCUUGCAUCCAGACCCUGAGGAUGAAGACUCUGAUGAUUAUGAUGGAGAAGAGUACGAUGUGGAAGCACAUGAACAAGGACAGGGGGACAUCCCUACAUUUUAUACCUAUGAAGAAGGACUAUCCCAUUUAACAGCAGAAGGGCAAGCCACAUUGGAGAGGUUAGAAGGAAUGCUUUCUCAGUCUGUGAGCAGCCAAUAUAACAUGGCAGGAGUCCGGACAGAAGAUUCAGUAAGAGAUUAUGAAGAUGGCAUGGAGGUAGAUACCACACCAACUGUUGCUGGACAGUUUGAAGAUGCAGAUGUUGAUCACUGAAGAUUUAUACUGCUAAACAAUUCUCUCAUAACAGUAAGCAAGAACUUGGUACCUCUUCCAGUCCAGAGUGGGGCUGGUGAAAGGCUUUUUUCUUCUCCAAAACUUACUUUGCAAGACAGACUAUAAGAGACAGCAAGCUGUCACCAGCAGAAGAGACUGAGACCUCUGUCAACAAAGGUGAAUGAACUGAGUGGGUAUUUGUGGUACUCAUUUACCUCAAACUUCCCGGGUCUAGGUGUCUUCUGCAUAGGCCUUUGCAGUGCGCACAUCUGUCAGCCAGAAGGCGUACGAGGUGAAAUUUACAGAGCUCACUGUAUAGACUGGGUGAGAAAGACGCCGAGGAGAGAGAUACAGGCCUCAGAGGGAGCAGAGGCAUGGGCCCUUUACUUCAGGCUGACUCUAGGUCACCUCUGGAGAACACCUCAGCCACACCUUGCCAGGACAUGAUCCUUCUGUGCUAGCUUCUGCCUCCUCCUCAUUCCCUAGUUGCUCUGUUACAUUCUCCCAGCUUAGGUCCUUGACUGUCUGCCCUCUUAGCUUUCUGUAACAUAAUAAGUAAUCUGGAAUGAAGUCUGCAAAGUACUCUUGAUGUUUUUGUCUUUGUAAUAGUUAACAAAUAAAUUUAGGUUUUCUAUA